This is a messenger RNA of Acanthosepion pharaonis, 579 nucleotides long. Lineage: Eukaryota; Metazoa; Mollusca; Cephalopoda; Sepiida; Sepiidae. The record is from the annotation of a GenBank genome assembly.
AUGCCAAAAUCAAUAGAAAUAAUUACCUCUUUCUUUUUUCCUCCUCCUCCCUAUUGUCUUUUUUCCUCCUCCUCCUCUCCCUAUAUUGUCUUUUUUUCCCUCCCUCUUUGUCUUUUUCCUCCUCCCCUAUUGUCCCUAUUGUCUUUUCCUCCUCCUAUUGUUUUUUUUCCUCCCUAUAUUGUCUUUUUCCUCCUUCUCCUACCUCUUUUUCCUCUUUCUCCUCCUUUUUUUCUCCCUACCUAUUGUCUUUUCCUCCUCCUCCUACCUAUUGUCUUUUUUCCUCCUUCUCCUACCUAUUGUCUUUUUUCCUCCUUCUCCUACCUAUUGUCUUUUUUCCUCCUUCUCCUACCUAUUGUCUUUUUUCCUCCUUCUCCUACCUAUUGUCUUUUUUCCUCCUUCUCCUACCUAUUGUCUUUUACCUAUUGUCCUCCUCUCCUACCUAUUGUCUAUUUUUUUUUCCUCCUUCUCCUACCUAUUUCUUUUCCAAAUCCCUCUCCCUAUAUCUCCAUUCCCUUCUUUUCUUAUGUAUUUGCAACAAUGGAAUUAUUUCAAGUAAUUUCUUGCUUGAAAGAAAAUUAA